CCUCUUCUUCUCUUUUCCUCACUCUCACUCUCACUCGAAGAAGAAAGAGAUGGAAAGAAGGGCGAAACAGAAGGAGGACUUGACCUCCCUUCUUCGCAAAUCAUGGUACCAUCUCAGGUUAUCUGUCCGUCACCCAUCUAGGGUUCCGACAUGGGAUGCCAUCGUCCUCACCGCCGCUAGCCCCGAUCAAGCUCACCUCUACACCUGGCAGCUCAACCGGGCCAAGCGCUUGGGUCGGAUCGCCCCAUCCACUGUCACCCUCGCCGUCCCCGACCCUCUUGGUUGCCGCAUCGGCUCCGGCGCUGCCACCCUCAAUGCCAUUCACGCCCUCGCUCUCCAUUACCACACCACCACCCAGGUGUCAACUACCAAUGGCACUGAUGAUUCUCUUCUUCUCCCAAUGGCUACCUUGCUGGCCAAUAAGCAUAUACUAUUGCUCCAUGCUGGAGGUGAUUCUAAAAGAGUGCCUUGGGCUAAUCCUAUGGGGAAAGUGUUUCUUCCUCUUCCCUACUUGGCAUCAGAUGAGCCUGAUGGCCCAGUUCCCCUGCUCUUUGAUCACAUACUUGCCAUUGCUUCUUGUGCAAGACAAGCUUUUGGGGAUCAAGGUGGAAUGUUGACCAUGACUGGUGAUGUUCUUCCAUGUUUUGACGCCUCUGUGAUGAUUCUUCCUAAUGACACUUCGUGCAUCAUCACCGUUCCGAUCACCCUUGAUGUUGCUUCAAACCAUGGAGUUAUUGUUGCAGCUGAAACUGAACGUUCAACUAAGAGUUAUGCAGUCAGUUUAGUAGAUAAUCUCCUCCAGAAACCUACUUUAGAAGAGCUAGUUGAAAAUAAGGCUGUUCUAGCUGAUGGUAGAACACUUCUUGAUACCGGAAUAAUAGCAGUUAGAGGUAAGGCAUGGUUGGAGCUUGUUACACUUGCAUGUUCCUGUCAGCCAAUGAUUUCAGAGCUCCUAGAAAGCAAAAAGGAGAUGAGUUUAUAUGAAGAUCUGGUUGCUGCCUGGGUACCUGCAAAGCAUGAAUGGUUGAGAAAGCGCCCUUUGGGUGAAGAACUAGUUAAUAAAUUGGGAAAGCAUAAGAUGUUCAGCUACUGUGCCUAUGAUUUGUUGUUCUUGCAUUUUGGGACCUCAAGUGAAGUACUAGAUCACCUCAGUGGCGCGGGUUCAGAAUUGGUUGGUAGAAGACACAUGUGUUCUAUUCCAGCUACCACUGCAUCUGACAUUACAGCAUCUGCUAUUAUUCUUUCUAGUGAAAUUGCACCUGGUGUCUCAAUUGGGGAAGAUUCUCUCAUAUAUGAUUCGUCUAUUUCUGCUGGAAUACAUAUUGGCUCCCUGUGUAUAGUGGUCGGAGUCAACAUCUCUCUAGAUGACUAUAUAUGCACUGAAGAUUCAAUCAAGUUUAUGCUUCCAGAUCGCCAUUGUCUUUGGGAGGUUCCCUUGGUUGGAAGUAGUGAGCGAGUUCUUGUAUAUUCUGGUCUUCAUGAUAACCCCAAAAGUUCUCUUUCUAAAGAUGGUACGUUUUGUGGGAAACCCUGGAAGAAAGUUUUGAAUGACUUGGGCAUUCAAGAAAGUGACUUGUGGGGGUCCUCAGGCACCCAUGAAAAGUGUUUAUGGAAUUCAAGAAUCUUCCCCAUACUUCCUUAUGCUCAAAUGCUUAAGGUUGCAAUGUGGCUGGUGGGCUUAGCUAAACAUAAAAGUGAAUACUUUUCUUUGUGGAUAUCUGCCCCGCGCAUCAGUCUGGAGGAAUUGCAUAGAUCAAUUGAUUUCUCCACAAUGUGCAUAGGUUCACGUAAUCAUCAAGCUGAUCUCGCAGCAGGAAUUGCAAAAGCAUGCAUUAGGUAUGGAAUGCUGGGGCGCAAUUUGUCUCAACUAUGUGAAGAAAUUCUUCAAAAGGAGGGUUCUGGAGUUGAAAUAUGUAAGGAUUUCCUAGCUAUGUGUCCAAAAGUUCAGGAGGAAAACUCUAAUAUACUUCCCGAGAGCAGAGCAUACCAGGUGCAAGUUGAUCUUCUUCGAGCUUGCAAUGACGAAGCGACAGCAUGCGAGUUGGAGCACAAAGUUUGGGCUGCGGUGGCUGAUGAAACUGCUUCAGCAGUAAGAUAUGGCUUUAAAGAACAUUUAUCAGAGUCUCCUGGUAGCCUCUCAUGUCAGGAGUACCAAAGUAACCGUCAUGAUGGGCGCACUCGUCAACCUCUCCAUCCUAAAAGAGUAAAAGUAGAAUUACCAGUUCGCGUAGAUUUUGUUGGUGGUUGGAGUGAUACCCCUCCAUGGAGCAUUGAACGUGCUGGGUGUGUUCUCAACAUGGCAAUAAGCUUGGAAGGUUCUCUUCCAAUUGGCACCAUCAUAGAGACGGCUGAAACAACAGGAGUAUUAAUUACUGAUGACACAGACAACCAUUUAUACAUUGAAGAUUAUAAAUCUAUAUGUACACCAUUCAAUGGCGAUGAUCUAUUUCGGCUUGUCAAAUCCGCAUUACUUGUGACUGGCAUUAUUCAUGAUAACAUCCUUGCAGAUAUGGGCAUGCACAUUAAGACAUGGGCUAAUGUUCCCCGUGGUAGUGGAUUGGGUACUUCUAGUAUUUUAGCUGCAGCUGUGGUGAAAGGGCUUCUUCAGAUAAUUGAUGGAGAUGACAGCACUGAGAAUGUUGCGAGACUUGUUUUGGUGUUAGAACAACUCAUGGGGACAGGAGGUGGCUGGCAAGACCAAAUUGGGGGUUUGUAUCCAGGGAUUAAAUGUACUUCAAGCUUUCCUGGAAUUCCAUUGCGGCUUCAAGUGGUCCCCCUGUUGGCUUCACCAGAGUUGAUUUCUGAAUUGCAGCAACGGCUUCUUGUGGUAUUUACCGGUCAAGUUCGGCUUGCAAAGAAGGUGCUGCAAAAGGUGGUAACUAGAUAUAUUCGGCGGGAUAAUCUUUUGGUAUCAAGUAUCAAGCGCCUUGUUGAGCUGGCAAAGAUUGGGAGAGAAGCUUUGAUGAACUGUGAGAUUGAUGAAUUUGGGGAGAUAAUGUUGGAAGCUUGGAGAUUGCAUCAGGAACUUGACCCUUUCUGCAGUAAUGAGUCUGUUGACAGGCUAUUUUCUUUUGCUAGUCCCUACUGCUGUGGUUACAAACUGGUUGGUGCUGGUGGCGGAGGCUUUGCCCUCUUACUUGCCAGAGACAAACAGCGAGCCAAGGAACUCAGACAGAGGCUACAAGAUGAGAAACAUCUUGAAGUCAAAAUCUAUGAUUGGCAUAUAUCUCUAUAAUAUGUAAUGUAAUGUUAGAUCUUCAGUUGUAUUGUUGUUAACAAAAUUUAUUUUACUAUUCUUUAUUUGUAUAAAAGGAAAAAUGUUUAUUCA
Lotus japonicus is the source of this 3328-nucleotide messenger RNA. Its product is annotated as bifunctional fucokinase/fucose pyrophosphorylase-like. The record is from RefSeq and is a predicted model, not a curated record. Gene Ontology annotation, molecular function: ATP binding; fucokinase activity. Bases 50 to 3235 code for a protein of 1061 amino acids. NCBI's taxonomy places the organism in Eukaryota, Viridiplantae, Streptophyta, Magnoliopsida, Fabales, Fabaceae. Gene Ontology annotation, biological process: GDP-L-fucose salvage. The transcript has 7 exons.